AUGUCCGCGUUGGGGACCUUGGCCAAUCCUCCACUGGCCUUAGUGGAUGGGGCAAUGUUUGAUUACUUUCUAAUGGAAAUGGUGGCCACAAUUCGACAGUCAUCAGUGGUGGCUAGCCAGCGACAAAAGCAACUCGAGGACGAGAUGGCCAAUGCAAACCUCCUUCAGCAUUCUCAGCAUCGCAGCGGACAUCAGCAACUCACCGAAGAUGCAUUAAGGGCUAGACUGGACAACAUAGGUGCCCAGGUCGGCGCGAGUCUUGUUGAAAAGUCGGUUUCAUUUGGACAUGUCUAUUCAACCUUGAAUGACUAUCUCUUUAGGCUGUCAAAGGAUAGACAGCGUUUUACCGACACGCUAGACUCUGUCAAGUUUAUUUGCAAGGAUAUCUGGAUGGCUGUCUGGGACAAGCAGGGCGUCUACGUUCUGCAAGAUAAUGCGUUUCGACCACUAAUGCGCAUCUCCUCUCCCGAGGGAGGUGCAGAUGCUUUGGCAAAAGCGAAGAUCUAUCUAGCCUUUCAUGCUGGUGUCCUGCGCGGCGCAUUGGCUCGUUUAGGUCUCCAAGGUACAGUAACUCCCGAGGUCACAAGUCUUCCUCAAUGCAUCUUUCAAAUCAAACUACCCAGAGUGUGA
Molecule: messenger RNA, 630 nt
Organism: Serendipita indica DSM 11827
Lineage: Eukaryota; Fungi; Basidiomycota; Agaricomycetes; Sebacinales; Serendipitaceae
Source: the annotation of a GenBank genome assembly